Notolabrus celidotus (New Zealand spotty) is the source of this 3678-nucleotide messenger RNA. It is a transcript of the gene kif23, whose product is annotated as kinesin family member 23. Gene Ontology annotation, cellular component: kinesin complex; microtubule; nucleus. The transcript is spliced from 24 exons. The record is from RefSeq and is a predicted model, not a curated record. Gene Ontology annotation, molecular function: microtubule binding; ATP binding; ATP hydrolysis activity. Gene Ontology annotation, biological process: microtubule-based movement. Lineage: Eukaryota; Metazoa; Chordata; Actinopteri; Labriformes; Labridae. The coding region runs from base 139 to 3159 and encodes 1006 amino acids.
AAGUCGGAAACACGUGAUCAGUUGUUGUGAAAUGUGAUUGGCUGUUGCCGGUCCCUUUUGAACAGCGUCCUCUGAUUCGAUGCGGAGGGAAGUUCAAAAUUUCAGGAACAGGAAAACUAAAAGGUGCAACGAGCUACAAUGAUACGACAAGCGAAGGGUAAAACCCCCCGAAGGCCUCCAAAAAAGCCCUCCAGCAACCAGAAAGACCCAGUUGGAGUGUACUGCCGUGUACGACCCCUGGGUGCGGGGGAUGAGGAAUGCUGCAUUGAGGUGAUCAGCAGCUCCACCAUCCAGCUGCACGCCCCUGAAGGCUUCAAAACAAAUCGAAAUGGAGAGUACAAAGAGACCCAGUAUUCCUUCAAAAAAGUAUUUGGAGUGUCAGUGUCUCAGAUCGAGCUGUUUGAGCACGUGGCCAAACCUCUUGUCGACGACCUCCUCCAUGGAAAAAAUGGCCUGCUUUUUACCUAUGGGGUCACAGGAAGCGGAAAGACCUUCACCAUGACUGGCUCUCCAGGCCAGGGGGGUCUUCUUCCUCGCUCACUCAACAUGAUCUUUAAGAGCAUAGGGCCUUACCAGGCUAAGAGAUAUGUUUUUAAGACGGAUGACAAAAAUGGUAUGGAGGUCCAGAAUGAAGUAGAUGCUUUGCUGGAGCGCCAAAGGCGAGAAAACAACUUACCAGUUCAAAAGACUUCUUCCAGACAAAAGUUCGAUCCUGAAAUUGCUGACAUGAUAAAGCAAGAGGAAGACUUUGAAGCAGAUGGCAUUGAUGAGGACAGCAGCUACAGCAUCUUUGUGUCCUACAUAGAAAUCUACAAUAACUACAUCUACGAUCUACUGGAGGAAAAUCAGGAAGAUGCGAUCAAACCAAAGUGGAAUGGUGGAGGCACACCAGUGCGCCAGAACACUGAGUUCAUACCACCUCAGUCUAAAAUCCUCAGAGAGGAUCAUAACCACAACAUGUAUGUGGCAGGCUGUAUGGAGGUGGAAGUGAAGUCUGCUGAGGAAGCGUUCCAAGUGUUCUGGAAAGGUCAGAAGAAGAGAAAGGUUGCAAACACUCGUCUGAACCGAGAGUCCAGUCGCUCCCACAGUGUGUUCAUCAUCAAACUGGCUCAGGCUCCUCUUGAUGCAGAUGGCGACAACAUCCUCCAGGAUAAAAACCAGGUGAGUGUGAGCCAGCUGUGCCUGGUGGACUUGGCAGGAAGUGAGCGCACUGGAAGGACAGGGGCAGAAGGCACCCGUAUCCGCGAAGCAGGUAACAUCAACCAGUCCUUGCUGAAUCUGCGGACGUGCAUUGAGAUACUUCGAGAGAACCAGAUGUGUGGUACAAACAGGAUGGUUCCCUACAGAGACUCCAAAGUAACUCAUCUGUUCAAAAACUAUUUUGACGGAGAGGGAAAAGUCCGAAUGGUUGUCUGUGUUAAUCCCAAGGCAGACGACUACGAGGAAACAUUGCUGGUGAUGAGGUUUGCCGAGAUGACCCAGGAGGUGGAGGUGGCUCGGCCAGUGGACAGGCCCAUCUGUGGCUUCACACCGGGCCGCCGUCAAAGAAACCAGGCCUUCAAAGAGGAGCUGACUCGCAAGCUGGAGGAGCGUGGUCCAACAGGUAGGGAUGUGCCAACUAUCAUAAGCCACUUGGUGCACAGCCUCCCACCUCUACCAUCCUGUGAGCUGACUGACCCUCACGAUGACAUCACCCUGCCCAGACUGAUCGAAUCUCUGCAGAACAGACAAAGGAUCAGGCAGAUAAUGAUCGACGAGUACAAUCAAACAGCCAACACGAUGAGGACUAUGCUUCAAGAACUGGACAGUAAUCUCAUUUCCAACGACAAUUUUAUUCAUGAACAAAAUGGGAAGCUGAUGGAAAAGGACAAAAUCAUCCAGAACAACAAGGCAGAGAUUGAGCGCUUAGAAAAGAGAACCAAAAUGCAGGAACACAAGAUCGACAUCCUGCAAAAAACAACUAAAAUCUAUGAGGACGACAAGCGUUUACUGCAGCAGGAGCUGGGAACUCGAGACCAGAGGCUGCAUAAAGAGCAGUCAGAGAAGAGGCGCAUGGAGCAGCGCAUGCACGGCGUGGUCUCAGACACGCAGCACAAGUGGGAAAAAGAAUGUGACAGACGCGUUAAUGCCAUGCAGCUGCAGAUGCAGAACAAGCUCUGGGUGAAAGACGAGAAGCUGAAGCAGCUAAAGGCCAUCGUGACAGAGAGCAAGACUCCUGGUCGCCCUGAUCCUCCGCCACGUCAGACACAACCACAACGGCCUUCCAGAGAGGAACGACUUCCUGCAAAGAGAUCCGCCUCCCCCUCUCCUGUCCCUUCCUUUACCAUUUCUCCCCAGUGCCCUGUUGAUUGUCCACAUGCCAGCCCAAUACCAGUGCCAGUGCCAGGGCCAGUCAUUGCCACUAGAGUUGAGGAGGUUCACAUGAAUCCUGUCCAAAGCAGCAGCAUUAGUAGCUCUUGGUCUGUUGCUAGCUGUAUCUCUUCAUGGGAGCAGCGGCAGGCCCAGGACAGCAGGCAGGGCCAUCAAUCUCCCUGUACACCCAUGAGAACCCAGUCUCCUGCAGGCCCCUCAACAAGCCGGGCCAGGAGGAGAGCUGUGUGUUUUGGUAGAGAGGAGGAAGAGGCCAGAUCCCCAGCAAUUGAUCUAGACAUAACUGAGAGAAGCUACAUGACAACGACCCCUGUGCGGCCGCUACACCGGCGCUCCCGCUCUGCUGGCGGGGAGAAGUGGGUGGACCAUAAGCCCUCCUCCAGCUUGGACUUGGGUACAGUGUUGCAGCCUGUCAUUCCCAAUGCUAUCCAGGUGUCUGCACCCAGUGAGAAGGCCCUGUCUAAGUGUGACAGAUAUGUGCUCACACACCAAGAGGUCGCCUCUGAUGGCGAGAUAGAGACCAAACUUAUUAAGGGUGAGGUGAUUAGAACCAGAGGAGGAGGGCAGUCUGUCCAGUUUACAGACAUUGAGACACUGAAACAGGAGCUCACUACAGUCCCUGGCCGCAAAAGAAAAUCCUCAGAGGGGAAACCUGCUAAUGGAGCUCCAACGGAUGGAGCGUGGACUGAUGUGGAAACAAGGUGCUCAGUAGCUGUGGAGAUGAAAGCUGGAUCAAAGAUGGGUCCUGGCUAUGAGCAUCAUGGGAUUACCAAACGCAGAAAACCCUAAAUGCAGCGGACACUCCGUCUGCCCUCACCUGGCUGUUGUGCAAUAGUCUGAACUCUUUUUAUAUUUAGCUCUCGUGAUGAUAUUUAAACCUUCUCCAUGCUUUUUAUAUAUGCAAACAUGUUAUACAUGGGUUACCAAAGCUUUUUUGUAAACUAUAUUUUAUAUGUUUGUUAUGGAACCAAUAGAGGAAAAAAAAGUGUUGUUUGAUUCAGUUAAAGAUGGCAGCAAACAUGUAGUCUGCUGCUGAAAAGAGUGUUUGCACAUUUGUGUGUAAGGUAGUCACAUUUGUUACUUGGCACAUUAGGAGAGAUAGUGAAGCUGCCACAACACUGAUUUUUGUUGGCUGUGUCAUGUUUUUCUCCUCUUGAAUGGUUAAAUAUGGAGCUGCAAGUAGAGUUUGAAUGAUUAUCUGGUUCUCUGUGAAUGUCUUUCUCCAUAUGAUGAUGUUUCCAUCACUGCAAAAUAUGAUCUCUCCUGUCAUAGUAGUACACUGAGGAAUAAAAUUCCUUUGUUGCAUCA